This is a messenger RNA of Meloidogyne enterolobii, 340 nucleotides long. The record is from the annotation of a GenBank genome assembly. NCBI's taxonomy places the organism in Eukaryota, Metazoa, Nematoda, Chromadorea, Rhabditida, Meloidogynidae.
AUGUUAACGACUUUCAACAACUCAUUAAAGGAAGGCGCCGGUACUUCGAAAAGAGAGUCUGUCCGGGAACAGCCGGACAAACAAGAAGAAGAGGAGGAAGAAGUUAUUGCCCUUCCUUUAUGGCAGGAUAGCGGUGGACAACCAAUAAAACUGCCGAUGGAGUCAAUUCCUGAAGUUGAGGAAAUUGAGGGCGGCAGUUUUGGUUUGUGUGUGUUUGUUUUUGACAAAAAAUUGUUUGAAAAAAAAAUAACAGAAAUGUAUUAAAUAUGUAAUUUAAUAUAUUUUUGGUUUUUAAAUUAUUUGGUCUAUUUCGUCGGUAAUUAAAUGUGAAAUUAUAUUU